CGUGCUCUCUCUCUCUGUCUCGAAGGAACGCUAGAAUCCGGAAAAGGAGGAUCUCGUUGAGCCGAAAGCUGAGCUCAAACUUUCCGGGCAAGUGAAGCGGAAGGCAGAGUGAAAGGUCAAUGGGUAUUGCGGCGGCUAUUGGAAUACUCUCACCGUUUCCGUUCUACUUCUGGCUGUGGACUUGGCCUCAGUCGUGGGUCGACCUUUGUGGUAAAGGGCAAGACCCAUCUAAAGUGAUGGCCCAUUUAGCUCAUUUCUUCAAGUUGGUUCAGUUCAUCUCCCUCUUCUCUGUUUCUUCCUUCCAUUGGCCUCCUCCUCUCUAUUUCUGGCCACUUUUUGCGUUUGGCCAGUUCCUCAACUUCAAGGUUUAUCGGCUGCUUGGUGAGGCUGGAACAUACUAUGGUGUUCGCUUUGGUAAAGACAUUCCCUGGGUAACAGAAUUCCCAUUUGGUGUCAUCAAAGAUCCUCAAUAUGUUGGCAGCAUUUUGAGCCUUCUUGCAUGUCUCUCUUGGGUUCCAUUUCAAUAUAUUCUCCUCUGGCUUUUAGGAUACGUGUUUAUGAUUCUAGUGGAGUCUAAGGAAGAUCCAUCCACUCGUGCCAAGCCACUCCUUUGACAUUUUUUUCCCCUCUCUUCUCUGUUUAGAUGACAUUUCUAUUCUGAUAAACAUGAUUAUUGAUAAUAAACUUGCGUAUUUGGUGAGUU
This is a messenger RNA of Prosopis cineraria, 703 nucleotides long. Its product is annotated as phosphatidyl-N-methylethanolamine N-methyltransferase. Bases 120 to 614 code for a protein of 164 amino acids. Gene Ontology annotation, biological process: phosphatidylcholine biosynthetic process. NCBI's taxonomy places the organism in Eukaryota, Viridiplantae, Streptophyta, Magnoliopsida, Fabales, Fabaceae. The transcript is spliced from 2 exons. Gene Ontology annotation, molecular function: S-adenosylmethionine-dependent methyltransferase activity. The record is from RefSeq and is a predicted model, not a curated record.